Mastomys coucha (southern multimammate mouse) is the source of this 1088-nucleotide messenger RNA. RefSeq names its product transmembrane and immunoglobulin domain containing 3 (gene Tmigd3). NCBI's taxonomy places the organism in Eukaryota, Metazoa, Chordata, Mammalia, Rodentia, Muridae. The transcript has 8 exons. Gene Ontology annotation, molecular function: transmembrane signaling receptor activity. The record is from RefSeq and is a predicted model, not a curated record. Bases 286 to 969 code for a protein of 227 amino acids. Gene Ontology annotation, cellular component: plasma membrane.
AUUCCUGGGUGUCAGCUUGCCUUCAGGGGCUUAACUAGACUUCCUCAAGCACACGUGGAGAGCUCCGUGUUAGGUUAAUGUGCUAGGAGACAUUUGUGAGCAAAGUAUGAUCCUCGUGCUCAAAAAGCUCAGAAUCCAGAAUUGAAUCCAUGCCACUUGUGUCCAGAGGUCUGUGAAGUGUGCUGGGCUGAUCCUUGUCUCUUUCCUGUGCCAAGACCGAGGUCCUCUUGCCUGAGCACUGCUAUCCAUCAAGCUGAUGGGCACCUGAGAUAUGCAUCUCUGCCAAUGGAACCUACUCCUGAUCCAGGGUUCCUGAGAUCCUCCCUCUUAUUAUCCCAGCGGAUUUCCCUUCUCAGCAUGGAGCUCUUCCUUCUGCUCUCCUUGGCUCUCUUCUCGGAUGCCAUGGUCAUGGAUGAAAAGAUGAAAUCAGGUGUUGAGCUGGACACAGCUUCUGCAAUCUGUAACUAUGACGCCCACUACAAGGACCACACCAAGUACUGGUGCCGUGGCUACUUCAGAGACUUGUGCAACAUUAUUGCCUUCACCCCUAAUAGCACCAACCAUGUGGCCCUGAAGGACACAGGAAACCAACUCAUCAUCACUGUAUCCUGCCUGCUCAAGGAGGACACAGGCUGGUACUGGUGUGGUAUCCAGCGGGACUUUGCCAGAGAUGACAUGGAUUUUACACAACUGAUUGUGACUGACAACAGAGAAGACCGGGCCAAUAGCUUUUCACCUGAUCCUUCAUGCAACAGGACCCGGAGCUGUAGGGCUGUCCAAAAGGCAGAGGGCUCCCGAAUGUCCAUGAUGAUCAUUUGUAUACUGAUUGCCGGUUUGGGGAUCAUCUUUAUAAUUAAUCAUUUGUCCAGAGGAAGGAGAAGCCCAAGAAAUAGAGGAAUUACUGGCAAAAGCAUCAACAGAAACCCACAAACAAGCCAAGCUCCAUCUUCGGUCUCCAUACGCUUGUAGGCAACGAUUUGAAGUUCUUUCCUCAAGUUUCGACUCAAGGAAAUGGCUCGAACCGAACAUGUGUGACUGAAGAUUUCUUUCAUUUAACUCCUAAAUAAAGUGAUGUCAUUAUAGUAGAA